CCGAGGGUGGAAAGUUUAAAUCAUGGCCUUUCUUUACUCCCUGUCGUCGUUCUCCCUUCUCUUCCUCCUCUUCUCUCGUCGUACUCCUCGAAGUCCAUCCAUCUUACCUUUCUCGGUGAUAUACACUGCUCAGACUACGAUACCCACCAUUCGCUUUGGGCAUCAACGUUUUACAUCUUAAUACUCUUUUAAUUUAAACCGACUCCCUCGAUAUCUAUACCAACUUCACCCUUCCGAACCCAAACGUCGAAUAUCAAGAUGCGUUUCAUCACCGCCAUUGCCUUUGCCGCCACUGCCAGCUUCGUUGCCGCGCAGGACAAGUGCGACGCUCAGAACAUUGUCGACACCUGUGUCCAGGGCUACCAAUCCCGUAUCGAUGACUGCAACAAGAACGGUAACGACUUCAUCUGCCUCUGCGACGUCUACCGUGACGUUCUCGUUUGCUACAACAACUGCCCUGACUCCCUCGAGAAGCCCCCCGUCGAGAACACCGUAACUUCCUACUGCGGUGCCGCCGAGCCCCUCCGCGCCGCUGCUUCCUCCUCCAUGGCUUCCGUUGCCAGCGUCGCUGCUACACAAUCCCACGCUGCUGCUAGCGCUACCAGCGCCAUGACCAGCGCUACUGGAACUGGAUCCGAGUCUGAGUCUGCCCCCAGCGCGACUGCCAGCAGCUUCGAGGGUGCCGGUAGCUCUUUCGGUGUACCCGCCGGUGCUGCCAUUGUUGCCAUGUUCGCUGGACUGUUGUAGAGUAGCAUGUUCGAGAGAUGGACGUGGUUCGUGUAGUUGUGAAUAGGAUAAUCUUUAAUCGGGGAUACGAAGUGUUGGCGAUUGGCUGGAUGUAUUGAGUUGCGUGCGUACAUACGUGCGUGCGUGCGUGCGUGAGAGUGAGUGAGUGAUGUGUGUUCUGAUGUUCGUCCCAUUGUUGUGGUAGUCGAUUCUUUAAUGUCUCGUUAUCUAACAGAUAGGUCAUCACUUUUUUUUAACUUGUCUAGGAAAGUG
This is a messenger RNA of Alternaria rosae, 999 nucleotides long. RefSeq lists its product as uncharacterized. The transcript is spliced from 2 exons. The record is from RefSeq and is a predicted model, not a curated record. Lineage: Eukaryota; Fungi; Ascomycota; Dothideomycetes; Pleosporales; Pleosporaceae. Bases 259 to 747 code for a protein of 162 amino acids.